This is a messenger RNA of Drosophila grimshawi, 2153 nucleotides long. RefSeq names its product probable E3 ubiquitin-protein ligase makorin-1. Gene Ontology annotation, molecular function: metal ion binding; ubiquitin protein ligase activity. Gene Ontology annotation, biological process: protein polyubiquitination. NCBI's taxonomy places the organism in Eukaryota, Metazoa, Arthropoda, Insecta, Diptera, Drosophilidae. The coding region runs from base 190 to 1425 and encodes 411 amino acids. The transcript is spliced from 4 exons. The record is from RefSeq and is a predicted model, not a curated record.
AAAUUUUGUGAGCAUCAAUUUGCAUCAAAAAAAAAAACGUAAGAAAGAAACCAGUGUUCUUAUUAAAACCAAACACAUAACAACCGUUCAAAAGUAGAAAUCACUCAUCAUUCACGGGGCUGCCGAUGUGUGAUUAGAGCUAAAAGGUCAUCCGAACGUCGUCUCGUUUGAUCAGAUCACAACAUCUGUAUGAACCUUUGCAAGUGCAAAAUGAGUUCGGCCAGCGUUGGCAAUAUAGCAGAAGCGUCGUCCAAUUUAAAUGUUGUGCCUGGACGAAGCCAAACGAUGUGCCGUUAUUAUUUGAGAGGCAUUUGCCGAUUCGGUGACUCGCUUUGUCGCUUCUCCCAUGACAUAACUCGGGGUCGACAUGAAGGUGAGCCACAUGCCAGCAAUAUAAAUCCAAAUACAGACACCGAUGCCGACGUCGAUGGCGAUAUCGAUGCUAAGGCAGAGGCGGAGUUGGAAGCGGAGUUGGAGUUGGAAGCGGAGCAGGAUGUCUUGCCCAGCACCAGUCGUCGCAAUUGGGUGAAUGCGCCGAUAUUUGUGCCCAGCCAGAAACGUUUUGAGAUUGAGGAUGCGCAUGAGGACGAGGCAACGGGCAGUUCCAUUAUUCAAAAUGGAGUAACAUGGGCGGAAAUUGUCGGCGUUCCGUCCACACAUAGCCAAGACAUUGAAAUUAAACAGGGUGAGCCGCAUUCCUUGGAUGAGGUAUGUCCAUAUGAGAGUCCAUGCCCCUACGGCAAGUAUUGUCCCUAUCGCAUACAUAUGGAGCUAUGCGAGAUGUGCGACCAAUACUGCCUGCAUCCAACGGACCAAGCUCAACGAAAGAAACACAAUCGUGAGUGCCUGCAACAGCACGAACAGGCAAUGGAACUGUCUUUUGCGAUUGCCCAGUCUAAAGAUAAGACGUGCGGCAUCUGCUUCGACACCAUCAUGGAGAAGGCUGGACGCGAGAAGCGCUUUGGCAUCUUGCCCAACUGCAAUCAUAUCUUCUGCCUGGAAUGCAUCCGCACAUGGCGUCAGGCCAAACAAUUUGAGCACAAAAUCACGCGAGCUUGCCCCGAAUGUCGCGUGUGCUCCGACUUUGUUUGCCCCAGUGCAUUUUGGGUAGAAACUAAAGAGGAAAAGGAUAAACUGCUUAAUGAUUAUCGUGCAGCCCUCGGUGCCAAGGACUGCAAGUAUUUCAAAAAGGGCGAGGGAAAGUGUCCCUUCGGCAACAAGUGCUUCUACAAGCACGCUCUGCCCAAUGGCGAUAUUGUGGAUGUUGGGUUGCCAAAACGAGCUCGGAAAGCGUACAACCAGAGUCAACUCAUGGACUUACUUGAUAUUUAUCUAUGGGAAUACGUCGAUCGACGCGAUAUUCACUGGUUGGAAUAUUAUUCAAGUGAUUUAAGCGAUGGCUCCGAUUUCACGGAUGAAGAAUAAGCUAUUCGCGCCAGGAACAAUAAUAUUAUCGGAACCACUAUAAGUAACAUAUGCAUAACUAAAAGUUAGAUUCAAUAACAAACUAAAAAUAACAUAAACCUUACAAUGCUGAUAUAUAUAUAUAUAAUACUGCAUGAAAAAAAUCAAAUGUGUAAUUAAAAAUAAGAGAUGAUUUAAGUACCAAAUUAUUGUUUACAUACGGAAAUAAAAGUAUAUAUUUUUGCCCAACUUAACGCAACGAAAUUACCAGCAAAUUUUCCGCAAUGCAAAUGAAACAACAAAAUUGUGAAAAAAAAAAACAAAACAAACGAAAACCAAAAAGAUGUGGUUAAUAAUUAAAUUUAAAAAAUUAAUAUUGUAAAUCACUUAUUAUUUAAAAGAUAUUUUAAAAUAAACAAAAAGCAGGAUACAUUAAACAGUUAAUUAUUCAAAAUAGGUGAUAUAAAAAUGUGUAUACACAACUAUGCCUUUCAGACUGAAUUGUAAACAUAAAAAAUAAGCGAAUUUUUUAUGAUGUUUUCCACUUACUGUCCUUUAAAGUUUACUUACAAAUAAGAAAAUGCGCACACAGGAAUAAUCAGAUGCUCAUGCACACACACACACACAUAAUGUAUACAUAUUAAACUGGAAAUUAUUGUUUGUCAGUCGAUUCUAUUGUUUGUAUUGUUACGAAACUACUUAUUACCUAAUUAGAUAUUAAAAUAUAUAAUUCGAAUAAUGCCAGCAUA